Molecule: messenger RNA, 2792 nt
Organism: Ictalurus furcatus (blue catfish)
Lineage: Eukaryota; Metazoa; Chordata; Actinopteri; Siluriformes; Ictaluridae
Gene: gnpat2
Product: glyceronephosphate O-acyltransferase 2
Exons: 16
Coding region: 214-2208 (664 amino acids)
Biological process (GO): ether lipid biosynthetic process
Cellular component (GO): peroxisomal membrane; mitochondrial membrane
Molecular function (GO): glycerone-phosphate O-acyltransferase activity
Source: RefSeq, a predicted model, not a curated record
AGUCGACUCUUUAAAUCCUAUGCAUGGGAUUCGAAGAGUCGACUCUUAUUAAGAAUCGAAUCCCAGGCACAAAAUGUCACGGCAGGUGCAACAAGUCGCGCGACAGCUUUGAGGAGGAGUUUCCCGAAACCGGGGCCGGUGAUUGGGGCUCGCGCAUGAACCGAGUCGUUACCCGGCUGGAGAAGUGUGCACCUGCCGUGUGGAGCUGCAGCCAUGGACCGAGUACUGAGAGCGCACGUGUUAAAAUCGGAGCCCGAAAACGUCUUCGACAUUCUGGAGGAAAGAAGGCGGGGCAGCGAUAUAGGAUACGCCCUCAGGACUUUUAGCGCUCAGCCGUAUCCCGGGGCCACACCGCUGUCUGUGAGCGCCCUCAACAGGAUGGUGCAGGAGUCACAGUAUCUACGCUACGUUAUCUCUGAGAUAGCCGUGGAGUCGGGUGAGCCGUUCGAGUGUGUGAAGGAGGAGGCUGUGAGCAUCUUAGAGGAGAUGAGUCAGAACCUGCAGCUGAGCUUCAUCCGCCUCAUGGGUUUCGCUCUCACUAAGAUCUUCAAGAGGCUCUUCAGCGCCAUACGGGUGAACGAGGCCGGACUCGCCCGGCUCCAACGGGCCAUUCAGGAGCAUCCUGUCAUUCUGAUGCCUAAUCACAGGAGCUACAUCGACUUCCUGAUUAUUUCCUACAUCAUGUUCACCUACGAUCUUUCCGUCCCCGUCAUCGCUGCUGGAAUUCCGCUGAUGGGAAUGUCUCUGAUUGGUGAGAUCUUGCGUCGGUCCGGAGCGUUCUUCAUUCGCCGUGCCAUUGGCUCGGAUAAGCUCUACUGGGCCGUGCUCUCUGAGUACGUCAGGACCAUAGUGCGGACGGGUUUUGCUCCUCUAGAGUUUUAUGUGGAAGGAUUGCGUAGCAGGACGCUGAAGUCUCUGAAUCCCAAACUGGGGAUGAUGCAGAUGGUCUUGGAGCCGUUUUUUAAAGGCGAGGUGUACGACAUCACCCUGGUUCCGAUCAGCAUCAGCUACGAUCGCGUCCUGGAAGAAUCUCUGCUUGCUCACGAGCUGCUCGGCGUUCCCAAACCCCGAGAGACCACCCGGGGUUUGCUUAAGGCUCGGCGGGUUCUGGAGGAAAACUACGGCUGCAUGCAUGUGUCGUUCGGGAACCCGGUGUCUGUGAGAGAGCUGGCUAAGGGGAGGAUCCCCCGCGGUCAGUACAACCUGAUACCCAGGGAUCUGCCACUGAAGCCCGGUGCGGAGCUGCAGAAGUUUGUGGGUGAUGUCGCUCACUUAUUGGUGCUGUUACAGGAGCGAGGUUUGGUUCUCAACCCGUGGAGUCUCAUGGCGCUGAUCCUCCUGCAGAACCCCGAUGGUGUGGACUGGAACACGUUUACUCAUAAAACCCUGCGCCUGAGGACACUUGCUGCUCAACUCGGAGCCCAAAUCGACUGGCCUGCACAGCUUCCUGACUCGGAGGUGAUGUCGUCCAGCAUGGCCCUGCAUCAGUCCGUGGCACGCAUUGAGAAAGGGUACGUCCGUCUGGUCGAGGAGGCGGGGCCAGGACCCGUCACUCAAGAGGAGUUCGCGUUCAGACGAGCCUCUGCGGCGCUCAUGUGCGCCUCCUACAGGAACCAAGCACUCCAUGUGUUCACCCGACCGGCACUGGUCGCUGUCGCCAUGACGGCGGCUCCAAGUUGCAGCAAAGAGGACGUCUUUAGCCGCUUCUGUUUCCUGCAAGACCUUUUGGCAAACGAGUUCGUCUUCAUGCCUGGCCAUGCAGCGCAGGAUUUUGAGGAGGGCUGCUCCGGCCUGCUGCGAUGUGGAGCUCUGAGUAUCGAAGAUCACGGCCUGCGAGCGACGGACGAAGAGCAGGACACCGCCGUCUUCCUCGGCGCCGUUCUUGAGCCGUUUAUUGAAACGUACCAGGUGGUGCUUCGAGUUCUGUGUGAGGAAACGUUCCGGACGUUUACGGAGAAGAGGUUCGUGCCUGACGUCCGCGCUGCCGUCAUGAAGCUCUUCCUCUCAGGUGAGGCGCGGUCGUACGAGUGUUUGUCCUCCGACACGCAGAAGAACGCCCUCGCGGCUCUGGUUAGGAUGGGAGCCGUGUCUAAAUCCAGGGCAGCUGAACAGGUCGAGUACAGGGUGAACCAAAGUGCAGUGAUGAGAAUAAGGAGCACGCUGGAUGGCAGUGUCGCGUCCAAGUUGCCGCUGUACUCGAGACUGUGACGCGGCCCUCCGUUUCUGCUCUUUUUUUAAAAAAAUUUUUAUAGUCUGUAAUAAAUAACGAGUUAAAGUAGGACCUUCCACAGCCUCAGCGAUACUUAUGACAAAAUAAUACGGACGAACCCAGGAUGAAGAUCAUUCCCACAGAAAAUUCCCAGGAUUCCCUGCUCUAACGUGUAAAAGGAAUUUGGCAGCUGACGUUUGCACUAAAUACAUUUCACAAUAACACAAUGUCAUUUGUAGUAAAUUUUCAGUGACUGUAGAUGCAUUAAUUACACCUGUAUGUAAUUGUAGAUAUUUUGACUUGUAGAUAGUAAUUUAUCAUUAAAAAAAAUAAUAAUUUAAAAAACAGACUAUAAUAAUAGUGUUUCAAUGUAAUGUGAAAUAGCACAAUGUAAAAUAUUGUAUAAUACAUUAGGAAUAAUAAUAAUAAUAAUAAUAGUUUCUAAUUAAAUAUGUGAUUCCACGUCCUGCCUUUUUCUGUGAUCUUUAUUCACGCUGUUCUCGCUCUCAGAAGUCAUUUGACUUCUCUUGUACUGUAUAUAAAUAAAGCUUUCUUGGCUAAAUAAAAUGUUUUUACACUUUCA